Contarinia nasturtii (swede midge) is the source of this 4741-nucleotide messenger RNA. Its product is annotated as piggyBac transposable element-derived protein 4-like. The transcript is spliced from 6 exons. NCBI's taxonomy places the organism in Eukaryota, Metazoa, Arthropoda, Insecta, Diptera, Cecidomyiidae. The record is from RefSeq and is a predicted model, not a curated record. The coding region runs from base 699 to 2456 and encodes 585 amino acids.
UACACGCAAAAUCUUUUGACUUUGCAUUAUAGUAGUUUGUGUAUUAAUUUUUGGUGGCGCCACUGAUAUAUGAGUGUGCAACAGCCCUAUCGGAAAAAUGUUUUUGCCAUUAUUAAUACGUAUACAAUCAGUCACAUUUGUUGUUUAUUUUGAAAAGUUUUAAAAAGUGUUGAAAAUGAAAAAAAUUACGUGUAAAAAGUGCAACUUGAAAUUUGCACGAGAGGAAAAUUUGCGGCUUCACGGCAAAUCACAACAUUCGAAAUACGUGUUAGUGGCGAUUUGUCCAUUUAAAGAAAAGAGAGGAGGAAAAUGUGCGGAAUCAUAUUCGACAAAAUCCAAUUUACAAGUUCAUCUUAACCUUUAUAUGCUCCUGGUGUAGAAAACUACGCAUAUCAUUUUUAUUUUUUAUUUUUUUUCGAAAAAUUCUAAACCAAUUUUUAUGAAACUUCUUGACUUUAAUUUUUGCUUUAUUUUAAACAUAAAAAAAUGUUACCCGAUGUCAAAAGUAUUUUUCGCAUCGGAAUAUUAAAAAAAUUACAUAGACUACCUUCAGUGAGUAGAUUUCUACUCAUAUGGGAUUUCAACGUAUUUGACGGAAAAAACGUCAUUCAGUCAACGUUUGUUUGCAAGUUUAGUGAGUGUGUGCAAUGUUGUGUAUUGUUAUGAAAUUUUCUGAAGAAUAAUUUCAAAAAUAUAACAUGGCUAGACCAAAAUAUCUUACACAAGAGGAGUUGGAAACACUAUUGAAUGAGACUGACGACGAAGAUGCCGACAUUAGCGAUGACGAAUGUGAAUUACAAGAAGACAGUUUGAUUGAAACAAGUGAUUCUGAUGUUGAAGAACCGGACGAUAUCGAAAUUGAUGGCUCAGCAGACGAUAUUGAAAUUGAUGAAAAUGCUGAUCCAACGUUUAUUUCAAAAGAUGGCAUAGUUUGGAACUCUGAACCAGUGACAGAUCGAAGUGGAAGAUUGCGUAAAGAAAACGUUAUCACACUUCGUCCGGGACUAACAAGAUUUGCAAAAAACCGUGUUGAUUCUAUCAAAGAUGCAUUUCUCCUUUUCUUUCCAUCACCAGUUGAAAACAUUAUUUUGAAGAAUUCGAAUGCGUAUGCAAAGGCGACGUAUGGCGAAAAUGCCAUUGAAAUCGAUUCAAACUUAUUACAUGCGUAUAUCGCUGUACUAAUCUUGGCCGGUGUAUACAGAUCAAAAAAUGAAAAUUUGGUUGAUUUAUUUGACGGUGAAUAUGGCCGUCCAAUUUUCAGAGCGAUCAUGUCAAAGAAAACAUUCCAAUACAUGAGCCGAGUUAUGCGUUUCGAUGAUGUCAUGAACAGACGACAACAAAAAUCCACCGACAAGUUUGCACCAAUUCGUGAUUUAUUCGAUAAGUGGUCGGAACUUUUACCUGAUUUCUACAAUCCAUCUGAAUGUGUCACUGUAGACGAGCAACUUCUUGGUUUUCGUGGCCGAUGUAAGUUCCGGCAAUACAUGCCAUCCAAACCAGAAAAAUAUGGCAUAAAAUUUUGGCAAUUAGUUUGUUCUGAAACAUGUUAUGUAUGGAAAAUACAGCCAUAUUUGGGAAAAGCCGUUGGUGUUGAUUCGGCUGAAAAAGGACAAGGUGCACGCGUAGUAUUGGAUCUUAUUGGCGGACUGAAAGGUCACAACGUAACAAUGGAUAACUUUUUCUCAUCUUAUGAACUUGGGCAGAAAUUGCUAUCAAAAGGUCUCACAAUGGUUGGUACGAUGCGAAAAAAUAAAAGAAGCAUUCCACCAAAGCUCCUUGAAUGUAAAAAAGUUCCUUUGUACCAGUCAACUUUUGCAUUCACGAAAGACACAACACUCGUUUCAUAUGUCGGACGAAAAAACAAGUGCACGAUUUUGCAAAGCACAAUGCAUAGUUCAAAUGAUGUAGGAUCCGGCGACAAAAAAUUGCCCGAAAUUAUAGAAUACUACAACAAAACUAAAGGUGGUGUGGAUACGGUUGACAAGAUGCUUUCGUGUUACAGCUGUAAGCGCAAAACAAAUCGUUGGCACAUGGUCGUGUUUUCGAAUAUAAUCGAUAUUUCAGCCUUGAACGCAUUUGUCAUUUUCAAAGAAGUGUCACCGAAUUGGCAAACAACACAGAAAACUACAUUACGACGCAAUUUUCUACGGGAACUUGGAUAUUCUCUUGCGCAGCCAUACAUGGAUAUGAGAAAAGGUGUGCCACGAUCUGAAUCAUCAGCAUCGCUUCUUUCAGCGAGCCGAGAAUCCCUACAAUGGCGUGAAAGUUCACCAGCUAUUCAGUCUUCGUCUUCCUCCAUUUCUCGUGAGUCUUCGAUGUCACGUGAAGGUUCACCAACUUUGCUACCAUCUACAUCAUUCGAAAUUCCUCGUAAAAGAGCAAAAAGUGUUCCAUCGGUGUCGAAAGGCAGAUCAAGAUGUCACAUGUGCUAUACUGAGAAAUCAAAAGAGAAAUAGAAAUUACUGAGAAAUAGAAAUAAUAUGCAUGAAACUAUCUGUUGUUUUUGUACUAAAGGUGUUUGUAAAAGCACCCAUAAUCGAAAUGUGUGCGUGAAAUGUAUUGUAGAACGCCUACUUUAAAAACAAAUCACUUUUAAUGUAAUGAUUUUUGAAAAAAAUCAAGUAAAAUCAAAAAUAUCUUCAAAAAAUCUGUCAAAAUAUGUGUUUUCCAUACAAAUUCCAUAUGCGUAGAAAUCCACGCACAAGGGUAAAAUUUGUAAUUUUUUUUGAAGGGCAUAUGAAGGUUAAAAAACAUCACCAUGGUGCAAAAAUUGUUGGCAAUACCGCAAGAAAAAAAGAUAUUGAGUGGAUAUGGAUUAAAAAAGGUACUUGAAAAAAAAAAAUAAUAAUAAAUGAAACAAGGAAUUACGCUUUUCAAUAAGUUGGCGUCGAAAAAUGAGCGGUAAAUAGCUCUAACCUCAAUUUGAGCAGUGUUUGGUGCUUCUUGUACAAAGAAAUGAAAUAUCCUUGAUAUCAGCUUAUUUUUUUACAUUUUUAUUUCGGUAUCUCACUGAAUUUUCCCACUAUUGCAACACACUAUAAUAGUUCGUCCAAGUCACUCGUACAUAUCAAGCAACUCUGAUGAGGAAGACGAUACUCCCAUUGCCUGUCUUAAGCGAGAGUCCGACAAUCGAUCAAAAAUACAUCAGAGUUCGACUGAUGAUUCUUCGAGCGAAAAUGAAAAGGGAAAUAGCGAGGAAUUCUCUUUCAUCGAUGAUCUUUUGGACAGAAAUAAUGAUGAAUCAAAUGAAUAUGAAGAGGUCCCUAAAGAGGAAUUUUCUAUCACCGAUGAUCUUUUGAACAGAAAUAAUGAUGAAUCAAAUGAAAGAAGCGAUGACAAUAUAUCUGUAAGCGAUUCUCUACCAGAGGAAGCAUUUGAUGAAAGCCAUAACGAAAUGCAAACAGAAGAAGAAAUGUGGCAUCAAGACGAAAGCAAAUUAACGGAUCUGGUCAAUAAAAUUGAGACUGAUGAAUAUGAAGAGGCCACUAAAGAGGAAUUUUCUAUCACCGAUGAUCUUUUGGACAGAAAUCAUGAUGAAUCAAAUGAAAGUAGCAAAGAUGAUUUCGAUGACGCUAUGUCAGGUGCGAAUGAGACUGUAUAUGAUGCAAUUCAUUACGAAAUGCCAACAGUUGAAGAGAUUCCGGAUCAAAAUCAGAGCCGAUUAACGAACCAGAUCAUUAAUAUUGAAACCAAUGAUGAUGAAGUCACGAGCGAUAGUAAAUCUUGUGUCCUAAUCUUUUGUUAAAGAAAUGUUACUGUUGCAAUAGUUAAUUAUUAUUUUACGAACAGUUGAUCAUUUUAGUGAAAAGGAAAAGAUUGACUAGUCAAGUUACAAAGAGGUCAUCGACCUAACGCUUGACUCAAGUGAUGACGAACGGCCAAUGGGUGAUUCCGAAAUCACAAUCGGAGAAACGUUAAUGCAUAGUUUCGACGGAGCGGGAAAUGUGAUAAUAUCAGAGGUUUUAAUUCAAGUUUUUACGCAGUCUUCGAAUGAAACAAACGAUGAAGUUGAACCAAACGAACUAAUGGCAAAUAGAUACCAAGUAUGGAACAUAGACUACAUAGCACCGCGGCAAAAUGACCACCAACGGGAACAAGUUUAUUAUGGUGAUUUAUACACCCAUGACGAAGAACAAGCUUUGGACCAACCAACACAUCCUGGAUCAUUAGAUCUUCCGGCUAGUCAAACGCAGUAUGAAGAUGCAGUCGAUUUCGACAUGGAGCUAAUGACAUGCAGCGCAAAUGAAAUAAAAUCUCAUCACAAAAAUUUCCAACAUUUCUACUUAUAAGACGAAUUUAUUACAAUUUUUUCUAAUCGUAUCAAGAGAAUAUCUCACACAUUAUAAAAUCACUCUCUUCUUGAUGUGUGGAUAUUCUUUAAAAAACACGAAAAUUGUUAAUCAGGAAUUUUUUUAAAACAGGUCGUAUUUAUAUGAAAAAUUGCCGUAUUUUAUAAGUGGAACUUAAUUCUAGUUUUUUAUUGUUUUGAUUUCGUAAGAAUUUUUAAAAAACAACAAUAUAUACAUAUAAGAUAUUUGUAAACAUUUUCAAAGCAAAUUAAUUGUUAAAAAUAAAUUUUUUAAACAUGUCGUAAUUAUACUUCCAUGACGAAGAACAAGCUUCAAACCAACCAAAACAUCCUGGAUCAUUAGAUCUUCCGGCUAGUCAUACGCAGUAUGAAGAUGCGGUUGAUUUCUACAUGGACCUAUUGCAGCACAAAUGAAAUAAAAUUUCAUCACAA